AUUCCUUGGGAUUAUGCAACUCUUCUUCUUCUUCCUCUUCCUCUUCUUCUUCUACCUGAAGGCUACUACUAAGUUGUGGAUCAAGUUUAGUGUCUUGCUGCAAACUGCAUAAUCGAAUUAGGCAAACGUAACCAGCCAUGGCCUUGUCGAUCAGAUGUAUGAACGCCUGCCGAUUACCUAAAUCUUAUUUGAAUUCGUUGUGGAGUCAUGGUCAAAGACAGUUUCAGACAUCCCAUGUGAGGUUAUCAUCUAUUUAUACUACAGAUCCUAUAGAUCCACAUGAAGAAACAUUCGAUAAAAUUCUUAUUGCAAAUCGUGGUGAAAUUGCAUGUAGAGUGAUCAACACAGCAAGAAAAAUGGGCAUCAAGACAGUAGCAAUACACUCAGAUGUGGACUCAUAUGCUCCUCAUGUUAAGUUAGCUGAUGAAGCAGUAUGCGUUGGAACAGCGCAAGCCAAAGAUUCUUAUUUGCGUAUGGACAGAAUUGUGGAUGCUAUACAAGAAACAGGAUCACAGGCUGUUCAUCCAGGUUAUGGGUUCCUAAGUGAAAAUGCAGAGUUUGUGCAGAGAUUAGAGGACCUGAAUGUAGCUUUUAUUGGUCCAAGUGCAAGUGCUAUAACAGGAAUGGGUGAUAAACUUGAAUCUAAGAGGCUUGCGAUGGCAGCAGGUGUCAAUACCAUUCCAGGCUUUGAUGGUAUUGUCAAAGAUAGUGAAGACUGUGUGCGUAUUAGUAAUGAGAUAGGAUAUCCUGUAAUGAUAAAAGCAUCGGCUGGGGGUGGCGGCAAAGGAAUGAGAAUUGCCUGGAAUGAUGAUGAAGCACGAGAAGGAUUCAAACUUUCCACCCAAGAGGCAGCAUCUAGUUUUGGUGACGACAGAAUUCUUGUUGAAAAAUAUGUUGAUAAGCCAAGACAUAUAGAAAUACAGGUUUUGGGUGACAAGCAUGGAAAUGCCAUAUACCUUAAUGAACGUGAAUGUUCAAUUCAGCGACGUAAUCAGAAAGUUAUUGAAGAAGCUCCAAGUGUGUUUUUAGAUUCUGCUACCCGUAAAGCAAUGGGGGAACAAGCUGUGGCACUUGCAAAACAAAUAGGGUAUUCAUCAGCAGGAACAGUUGAAUUUCUUGUUGACUCAAACAAGAACUUUUAUUUUUUGGAAAUGAACACCAGAUUGCAGGUGGAGCAUCCCAUCACAGAAUGCAUAACUGGAGUUGAUCUAGUUCAGCAGAUGAUAAGGGUAGCCAAAGGUCAUCCAUUAAAGAUUUUCCAAAGGGAUGUACCAAUUCGUGGAUGGGCUAUUGAAAGCAGAGUUUAUGCAGAAGACCCUUUCAAAAACUUUGGCCUUCCAUCUAUUGGUAGGCUCUCAAAAUAUCAGGAACCUCUACAUUUAGAUAAGGUGCGGUGUGAUAGUGGCAUUGAGGAAGGAAGUGAAAUCAGUAUUUACUAUGACCCCAUGAUCUGCAAGUUGGUUUGUUAUGGGGACUCUCGAGAGGAGGCAAUCGAACGUAGUAUCAAAGCUUUGGAUGCUUAUGUAAUCAGAGGUGUAACUCACAACAUCCCCUUGUUAAGAGACAUUUUGAACGAAGAACGUUUUGUUAAGGGUGACAUUUCAACAAACUAUUUACCUGAAGUAUAUCCUGAUGGCUUCAAAGGCAAGCAGUUGUCUGCACGAGAAAGAGAUGAACUGAUUGCUAUGCUAGCAUCAGUUAGUGUUAAAAAUUCACUUCGUUCAGCUAACAUACUAAAUGAAUCAAGAGGCAAAAUCAACAGUAGGCUGCCAUCAUGUUGGGACCUCGUUGUUAAAGUUGCUGGAAUGGAGAUUCCUUGCUCAGUCAAUGUCUUGGAUGGUAGUUUUAAAGUUACUAUUGAUGGUAGAAAAAUUAUGGUCAACAGCAAUUUUGACCUAGCUUCUCCAUUGAUUGAAGCUCAAAUAGAUGGAAAUGAAGAAACUGUCCAGUUAAUCAAGUUGGGAUCAGCGGGAGAGAUCAGAAUACGAUACAAAGGCACUGCCUUCCAAACUCUGGUCCUUCCUGCAAAAGCCAGUCAUUAUCUGUCAUUAAUGCCAGAAAAGCCUAAGGUUGAUAUGAGCAUGCAGGUUUUGUCGCCAAUGCCUGGUUUGGUGAAAUCAGUAGCAUGUGUACCUGGUGAUAUGGUUUCAGAGGGACAAGAAGUGUGUGUUAUAGAAGCUAUGAAGAUGCAGAAUUCUCUUGCAGCAGCUGCUACGGGAAAAGUGAAGGCUGUUCAUGUAAAAGUUGGAGAUACUGUAGAAGAAGAACAAGUAUUAGUUGAGCUGGAAUAGAUUUUUUGUACAUAGAAAACAAUUUAGUGUAGACCAUUGUAAGAUAGUGAAUGCAAAAAUAUGAAAUCUGCUAGAGUGAUUUAGAAUUAUUCUAGCAAUUAGAUAAUUGUACUAUGUGAUUCAGACUGAGAUGAAUAAAAGACCAAAAUGUGAUGUAUAUGACUUGAAGCAGUCAAUCAUGUUAAAACACAAUGAAUUUUUAUCUCUUAUAUAGAAGUUACUAUGAAUCUGCAAGAUUUUGUUGCCAUGAAAUAUUCUUGGGUACAGGACACUAGUGAUAUCUUUUUGUAGUGUUCUGAAAAAUACUGUAUUCAAAAUCAUUUUUCAUAGUUCAGGCAUUCCCCGGUUAUUGGCAGGGCUUCUGUUCUCAGCAGGGUGCUGAUAAGCGAAAACUGCCAUUAACUGAAACUCGGUGAUUUAUGGCGCCAAGUUUCGGUUAAUGGCGCCUCUGUUUGGCAUGUGACGGCGCCAUAAUUCUAUUAUCAGCACCUUAUGGGGCUGGUAACCGAAACUUGGCCCAUUAUGGUGCCAUAAGGUGCCAAUAAUAGAGUCAAGUCACCAUAGCAUACCUAACAGAGGCACCAUUACCUGAAACUCGGCACCAUAAAUCACUGGGUUUCGGUUAAUGGCUGUUUUCACUUAUUAGCAACCCCACCAAAAACAGACCCCCUCUAACAACCAGGGACUGCUUGUAAUCAUUUGAACAUGUCAUUUUUAAAAAGUUACUUUUCACUGUAUACUACGAAGCCAUAAUACUACGGGUUUGUGCAAGAAAAUGAUGCUGAUAAUGAUUAUUUUUAUAUAUCUUUCAUACGAACAUUAUAGUACGUAGUUGAAAUGACCCCACUUUGAUUCUAAAAAUCUAGUGUUACUUUUUUCUGAAUUAUUGGCAGAUUUUUGGGAUAAAAGUCUUCCUGUCAGUUUUCUGUUGAAUUGAUUGUCAAAAUUGCAGAUUGAAACUAUGGGAAAACUGAAAAUUACACUAAACUUUGCUUUUUGUGACCUGUUCAACGUAACUGCAGUGCAGUAAAGUUGAAGUGAUCUUAGGACUUAGUUGGACUAUGUUUCAGAACAUUUUCUCUUUCAUUUUCCCAUAUUUUUAUUACCCUGUACUAUUCCAUUUACCAUCACUGUAGUCUUUAGAACAAAAGUGAUGCAGUGUGGAAAUAGUAGGCCUAUUCUUGGAUGGCUGGAGAGAGAGAGAGAAAAGUAGAUUAUUUUCUUAGCAUUUUUCGUUAUAGUGAAAGAUAUUUUAACUUUCAGUGAGAAACAAAAAUAUCAAGAUCUUUGUAAAAUAGUUUGACAAAAAAAACCAGGUUUUGAUGUGGAAAACCUAUAUUUGGUAGCUGGUGUGAAUCCACAAAGGAGUCACUCUCAAGGUCCCUAGAGGGACUCCUAAAGAUAGACCAACCAGUUUCAAAGAAUUCUCUUCUAGUUGGUCUUGGCCAGUAUAAUUUCACAUUAAUACUGAUAGAAUAGACCCAAGACAAGAGGGCUCUUUCUCUUGUCUUCAGCAGCUGCGUAGAUUUAAUUCCCAUUCCGUACCUGUGGAUGUGGCAACAGCUCCCCGCAUGUUGGCCAUCUAUCAUGGCAACAAUGUAUUCCACGCCAACCCUGUCACCCAUUACUCUUUCAGGUCUAUGCAGGAAAAUUAUUCACCCAUGUCCCAUGCCGUUUCAUCAGGGAAAGUAGGUUGGUUUGAGGACUCACAGCUGCUACCAAAAAUAGGUUUUUCCUUACAUCAAAGCCUGUUUUUUUAAUAGCGUAGCCGCUGUUUGUCCUCAUAGGAGCUUACGAAAGAAACUGACGGGUGAAGAAAUACCUAGCUCCUAAAAUUCAAUCCCAACAAUCAAGAUAAAAUUUCAGGCAAGGCUAAGCCAUAAGUUAUGAACCACAUUCUUUAUUCCAUAUACCGGUUUGGCAACAAAACCAUAAAACCUAACACAAACUUAUUACUAUCAAGGUGUACUGUGGAUCCCCAUAUUCAUGGUGUAAGUGUACCAGACCCCCCCCCCCCCCCCUCACAAAUAGUUAAAAUCAGUCAAUACUUAGAACCCCUCUAAAAAAGCUUGGAGCUGCCUAUCUUGAAAGUUCAAAUACCAAAUGUAUACCUUAAAUAAGAUUCUACAUCAAAUAUACCUUAAGGUAUUCAAGAUGUAUUACCUUAACUAGCAUUUUUAAAACACUAUGAACGCACACACAGUGUGCAUAUGUGUUAAUACCAUUUGGUUAAAGAGACUCAAAUUAGAAGUAUGUAUCUUUUCUUGCAAAUUAGAAGUAUGCAUCUUUUAUUGAGAGAGAGAUAUUUUGCAGUAGUAUAUCCUUUGACUGCCAAGUUGGCAACAAUUUGACCCACUUAAGUCAGAAACACUGACCAUCCACCCUUGCUGUCAGGUUUCUUGACAUUUCUGACAGGCUCACCCUCCCCCCUCUCUCCAAGUCCCUCAGGAAAAGAUUGCUGUUUCCUGUGUUUUUACAUAAUUUAUUAAUUUAUGAACUAAAAUCUUAUUAAUUGACAAUACAGGCAGUCCCCGGGUUACGACGGUCUCGGCUUACGACGUUCCGAGGUUACGAUGCUUUUCAAUUAUAUUCAUCAGCUCAUCUGGCAGAUGAAAUAUGACACCAAAAAUGCAAAAUAAUCAAUAUUUGAAGGUUUAUUUGAUGAAAAAUGCCAUAAGAAUGCAGUUUACAUAGUUUUCAAUACACCCAAAGCAUUAAAAGUAAGGUUUUCUUAGGAUUUUUGAUGAUGUUCCGGCUUACGACGCGUCUCAAGAACGGAACCCUCGUCGUAACCCGGGGACUGCCUGUAGUAUUUUCAUUAAUAAAUUGAUGUUAUUGCUGUUUACGUUAAUAUUAAUAUUUGAAAAUUAGUAUAACAUUUAUUUAUCUUACAAAAAAAUGCAUCUCAGUUAGAGAGAGAGAGAAUUAUUAUUUUUAUUUGAUAUCAUUUAAUCUUAUUAAACUUAAUAAGUACAAUAUAUUAAUCAAUAUUAGUAUUUGAAAAUUAGUAAAUCAUUUUUGUAUCACAAAAAUAUAUUUUUUCAUGAAAAUAAGAUCAAGAUACACUAAUUAGUGAAUAUUUUAUCAACAGAAAGGCCAUGAAUUCCUGAAUUUUUUGCAAAUAACUUAUAGAUAGGGUCAACAGAAAAAAUCUGCGAAUAGGUGAGACCGCAAAUCUUGAGAACACGAAUAUGCAGGGUUGACUGUAUAGUCUGGUUGUGCCAGUAAUGUUUUAGGAAUACUGUUUCUGAUGCCCACUUUAUACGCUCAAGAGACUUCUUCAAAAGAAACAUUUCCAAAGAAAGCUAAUGAUGUACUCACCUUCCAGACGUCAUGGGACCUAAGAAAGGAGUGGGGUUUGCCUUUUCAAUAAAGGAUGUUAAAAUUAUUCUUAGCCCAUGUAGGGAGAGUGGCUUGUUUUUGCUCUGGUGUAUGAAAAUCGGGCCAUCUGGGGAUAGAAUGUUUUAUCCGGCAGAUUGAGUUCCCUUAUUAGAAUAGGAGAUUUUCUCUUUAAAUGGUUCUCAUUUUUGGCCAGGAAUGAUGGGCCAGGAGACAAUAACAAAUGAUAGUUAACUGUAUGAGUGAUGGAGUGUUGUCCCUGUCUAAGAGAGCCCAGUUUACUAAUGCUCCUGAUGCUAAAGCAGUCAAGAUUGCCUUUUGCAGCUUGAGUUAUAGUUGUAUUGGGCUCACUGAAUUGAGAGGUUGACAGAAGUCUAAUCAGCUUAUUCAGGGACCAAGAAAUGGGAAGCCUAGCAGGAGCAGGUAUUUUGCAAUACAAAAGACUGGAGAAGGGAAAGUCACAAUUUGUAUGUUAGAGUUAAUCCAAAAUCCAUAAAGCAAGGGUUCUGACUAUGCUGCCUUUUAUGCCAUGAUUGUUGUAACAGCAAGGCACUAGUCUUCAAAAAGAUAAAUAAGAAAAUGUAGAAGCGUUUCAACAGAGAUCUUAACUGGGCUCUCAGCAUGGAUAUAAUCUUACCAUACUUUCGAUACAGAGAUGAUGUCUGUAGUUUUUGUGCUAGGUACCUAGCAAUGUUGGGUGAGUAAUUUUCACGGUAGAAAAGGUUUAAGAAAUCCACAAGUGAAGGUCUUGGCUUAGAUAGGACACAUAGAUGACUUUCCCUCCUAUUGUCUGGGCUAGAACAGUGGACUAAAUGGAAUUGAACUCGUCACCCGUUGUAGAAGCAAGAGGUACCAAUGACUGUUCAGCUAAUUUGGGGCUAUUAAGUAAGCUGUUCUGUUGAAAGUUAGAAGUGUAUUAAAAACCCUUCAAAAUCUGGGACAAUGUAGGAUAAAGUUAUAUCGUCCUACUUUUAUUUCCAGUUCUAGGAAUGUAUCUCCUGCUAUUGCUUGAUUGUCCAGGUUUGGAAAUAAAUACGAUGGAAGUUGGUGGUUCUUGCAUGUGGCAAACAGGUCCACUUCCAGAUGUAGAAGUAUGUUGGUAAUUAAUUGGAAGGAGUGAUUGUCUAACAUCCACUCAGUUUAGGCUGUUGUAUUCCUUGACAGAGAGUCUGCUAUUACAUUGAGAGGCCUGAAGGAUGGGUAGCAUUACUGCAUUGAGAGGAGAUGACCGUGAGCCUAAUACCUCUUGAUGCAGGACAUUGCAGGCAACAAAAUAUGGGUCCCUUUUGGAGGUUUUGGUUUUCUGAGGGACUGAAGACAUCCAGCUGCUCCAGGAAGUUGAUAUAGCAACUCAGAGCAGAUGACCACCUCCCUGCUACCUGACAAUCUCCCCAAUGGAACUCCCGAACCUGUCAAGUAGGCAUCUGUGUGUAUUAUCACUCAUGCAGAUGGAGGAGUCAGGGUGACAUGUUUUGCCAGAGACCCUUUCCAGGUCACAUGGUGAGAGUAUCUUCCCAACUCUUUGGCCCCUUUGAUGAAGUGAACGCGAAUCUUUUCUGGCAUGCGAUAGCUAGAAUUUGUUUACAUUUUUAAGGUGCAAUCUGAGGAUUGGGUCUACCACAGAUGCAAACUGUAACAGUUUCCAUCAUAUGCUCCAACUGAUGUAUGGAUAUGUUGGGCUGUGCAAGGAACCUUUUCAGAUCCUUCCUUAUUCUGUUUUGAGUAUUGGUGGGAAGAGACAACUGACCAUGAAGAGUAUCCCAAAAAGUCCCAGCCACUAAAAGCUUCAGAUGCUGGCAGAAAUACCAAUUAAACAACAUCAAACUGACAGAAUGACAAAACUAAAAAAACAAUAUUUAAGACUUGAUGUGGCUCUAGUCAGAAAGUCACUGGGUCAUGUUAUGAAAUAGUACCUUAUGCCAAGAAAACCUUGUUAUUUUCUUGUAUACUCUUCAGUGCCAAGGGAAAACUGUCCGCUACUUAAUAUUGAGAAGAGGAGGUAUUUUGAGACCAAUAUUGAAAGAAUUAUUAUUUAUUACUGAGAUGGGCAAUGUGAUUUGAUAAACAAUUCAUAAAUUAGAAAUAUGGACUUUCACUUUCUUGACUUAGAUGAUUGUGGCAAAAGUGAGGUAACAAGCAAAAAUAUUAAGAAUUGAAGUGGAUUGGAAAAUAAAGAGAAAUAACACCCUGUAUUGCUGAUGGUCAAAAGUCCAGUUAAUGCAGGCUGACAUAAGAAUCAUAUGAAAAUAGAAGUAAUUACUAAUAUUAGGUAGUCAAUAAAAUCAUAUGUAUUGUAACAUAUGAAGAAAAUAAUUCUCCUUUCAUUUGUUUGUAAGUAUAAUUUAAAACUAGAGGGCAUGUAAUUUAGCAUGACUCCUGUGUCAAAGCUUUUCAAAAACUUAGGGAAAUUUAAAUAGCUUGUUUUAAUUGAAGCAAUUACCAUGUCUCCUCAUUUUUUAAAGAUUUCAUAAUUUAUCUCAUUUUGCAAGGGAUUAGUUAUCUCAUCUUUCCCAAGUUAACAACACCAAAAGUGAGUUGGUUAUCACCUUGUUUAGUAAAUAAAGAGUUAGUUAUUUUCUUACAUAGUAAAUCAUCAGCAAUCAGGAAGUUAAGAGUGCUUAACUAAUGAUUAGUAGGCAGUCCCUGGUUAUCAGUGAUCCGGUUUUUUGGGGCUUGUCUAGUGCCACAAAAUCGGUGAUCUAUGGUGCCAUAAUGGGCCGAGUUUUGGUUAUUGGCGUCAUAACAUACCUAACAGAGGCGCCAUACAUCCCAGAAUUUAGUUUAACGGCAGUUUUCGCUUAUUAGCAUCCCGCCAAGAACGGAACCCCCGCCAAUAACCAGGGACUGCCUCUGUAACAAAAAAUAAACUGCAGCAGAAAUAUCAUUUGGCACAAGACCUAUGUUUUCUGAAGAAAAAAGUAUCUUGGAACAAUUUUUCAAAACAAUUAUGAUUAAGCAAAAUUUAAAGCAUUUUUAACACUUUCCAGGCACUAUAUAUAUAAUAGAGUCAUGUUAUCUAUAGUAUUCAAGUAGAACCCUUCUCAAAUCUCAUUCUAAAUGUCAUUCAUUUUUCCUUGUCAGCUUUCAGCUUCCAAAAGGCAAACAGGAUUGAAAUCAAGCAAUUUUUUAUAUUGAUGGGGUGAGACAAGUUACAUAAUGACAAAAUAAUAACCAAAACCUUCCAGAUAAUAAUCUAAGAAAUUUAUGGAACGUAAUGAACUACAUAAUGUCAAGAGAUUGCAAGCACUACUACUUGCAGAUCUGAAAAUAAGCUUAAAAGAGAAGGCAGUGGAAGACUUACAAAAAUAACCCAAAAUAUUUCUUUUCAUAUCCAAGUAAACAUCAGUAGCAGAAUACUCAACUAUGAAUUGAAAUUGCAUGCCUACCUUUGGUAGAAAAAAAAAAAAAAGAA
Macrobrachium nipponense is the source of this 9042-nucleotide messenger RNA. Its product is annotated as propionyl-CoA carboxylase alpha chain, mitochondrial-like. Lineage: Eukaryota; Metazoa; Arthropoda; Malacostraca; Decapoda; Palaemonidae. The transcript is spliced from 16 exons. The coding region runs from base 138 to 2291 and encodes 717 amino acids. Gene Ontology annotation, cellular component: mitochondrion. The record is from RefSeq and is a predicted model, not a curated record. Gene Ontology annotation, molecular function: ATP binding; propionyl-CoA carboxylase activity; metal ion binding.